This is a messenger RNA of Penicilliopsis zonata CBS 506.65, 310 nucleotides long. RefSeq lists its product as hypothetical. The coding region runs from base 55 to 240 and encodes 61 amino acids. The transcript has a single exon. The record is from RefSeq and is a predicted model, not a curated record. Lineage: Eukaryota; Fungi; Ascomycota; Eurotiomycetes; Eurotiales; Aspergillaceae.
CUGCACGUCAGAAGAGUACUUCCGCUGGCCCCAAGCCUGGCCCUGACCGGACUCAUGGAGGGCACGCAUGCUCUGGGGGAUGAACUCGGGGGCGUCGCCGCGGAGUUUAGACUUGCGCUCAGAGGAGACGAUCAAGGGUCCCUUCUUGACGGGUUUGUCGGCCUUGAUGGGCGCUGGGACAGGGGAGGCCGUGUCGCAUCCAGGAGGCUGGUAGCGCUGCAGACGUUAAUACAUCGCUGAAGACAGAUUAAAAGAAAAGCAAAGAACUAUUAUCCUACCUGCUGGGCUCCAGCGUAACGGAACUGCUCCA